Thermochaetoides thermophila DSM 1495 is the source of this 2949-nucleotide messenger RNA. RefSeq names its product DNA replication licensing factor mcm6-like protein. The transcript is spliced from 2 exons. Lineage: Eukaryota; Fungi; Ascomycota; Sordariomycetes; Sordariales; Chaetomiaceae. Gene Ontology annotation, cellular component: nucleus; MCM complex. The record is from RefSeq and is a predicted model, not a curated record. The coding region runs from base 1 to 2949 and encodes 982 amino acids. Gene Ontology annotation, molecular function: ATP binding; single-stranded 3'-5' DNA helicase activity; single-stranded DNA binding. Gene Ontology annotation, biological process: mitotic DNA replication; double-strand break repair via break-induced replication; DNA replication initiation.
AUGCCCUCCAGCGAAGCAGGUUUCCUAACCUCAGACGGCCCCGCGCGCACUCCCCGCGCUCGCAUCCCCCCGAGCUCAUCCAGCGUCCGUGCCGCCGCCGGCCCUGCCCUGCAAUCUGAGUCUGUAGCAGGCAUCAGCGACGGCGAGGCCGACGCCGAAGCCUUUGUUGACGACCAGGUGCCGUCGCGCACGCGCCCCGUCGACCCCGCCAACAUCCCCAAGGUCGAGGACAAGAUCGGGCUGUUAGUGCAGGAGAAUUUCGAGAAUUUUAUCGAGAACUUUACCGAGCCUACCACUGCGGCGUCGGCGAGUCAACAGCAGCAGGGGCAGGGUCCCACGUCGAGCGCCCAGCCCGCGGUGACGACGGAUAAAUACUAUGUUGCGCAGAUCAAGGGGAUGAGGGUUUAUCAGCUGUCGACAUUUUAUGUUGACUGGAAGCAUCUGGAGAGCUGGAAUAAUGGGCAUUUGGCGCAGGGAAUUAUGGAAAGUUACUACCGGUUUCUGCCGUUUCUGACUCAAGCUCUGCAUAACAUGAUUGCGAAGUACGAGCCGAAAUAUUUCAGGGAGCAUAGGCAGCCUGGUACGACCGUCUCCAGCCAAAUCGGAGGCUCCUCCGCGGCCAGCAAUGCGGGUAGCGCAAGCCAGGUCGAGAUCAACGCCAAAACAGCCCACCAACAAACCGACAAGCUCUUCUCCCUCGCCUUCUACAACUUACCUCUAGUCUCUCGCAUCCGUUCCCUCCGCGCCCGCAACAUCGGCCAGCUCCUCUCCAUAUCCGGCACCGUCACCCGCACAAGCGAAGUCCGUCCCGAACUCGCCUCCGCAACGUUUAUCUGCGAAGCCUGCUACGCAGUCGUGCCCGACGUGGAGCAAACGUUCCGGUAUACCGAGCCCACGCAGUGCCCGAACGCGACCUGUCUCAAUCGGACGGCCUGGAGAUUGGAUAUUCGACGGAGCACGUUUGUGGAUUGGCAGAAGGUCCGCGUGCAGGAAAAUGCGAGCGAGAUCCCGACAGGGAGCAUGCCGAGGACGAUAGAUGUGAUUCUUAGAGGUGAGAUGGUGGAUAGAGCGAAGGCGGGCGAGAAGUGCAUCUUUACGGGGGCGUUGAUCGUCGUGCCGGAUGUGAGUCAGCUUGGGCUGCCGGGCCUGAGGAGGGUUGCGGUCAGGGAUGAUCGGGGGGCGACAGGGGCGGCGGAGGCCGGGGGCGCUGGUGUCACUGGUUUGAAAGCGCUCGGUGUUCGGGACUUGACAUAUAGAUUGGCCUUCCUAGCGUGCAUGGUCACGCCGGAUGUGUCUACCCUGGGUGCGUCGGGCGAAGCGCAGAUCGUCGACGUCGUCGGCUCCCUGACCGCCGGCGCCGCCGUCGAGACCGCCGAAACGGUCAAGGAACUCCAAGAAGCCGUCCUCGCAUCAUAUACCAAAGAAGAAAUCGACGACCUCCGUGCGAUGGUCCACUCCGACCGGAUCUACUCGCGCCUAGUGCAAUCCAUCGCACCCAUGAUCUACGGCCACGAAAUCGUCAAAAAGGGCAUCCUCCUCCAGCUCCUGGGCGGCGUCACCAAGACCACUCCGGAGGGCAUGCAACUCCGUGGCGACAUCAACAUCUGCAUUGUGGGCGACCCUUCCACGUCCAAGUCGCAGUUCCUCAAAUACGUCUGUUCUUUUGCCCCACGCGCUGUCUACACCUCGGGCAAGGCCUCCUCAGCAGCCGGUCUCACAGCCGCCGUGGUAAAAGACGAGGAGACGGGCGAGUUCACGAUCGAAGCGGGCGCGCUGAUGCUCGCCGACAACGGGAUCUGCUGCAUCGACGAGUUUGACAAGAUGGAUGUCGCGGAUCAGGUGGCCAUCCACGAGGCGAUGGAGCAGCAGACGAUAUCGAUUGCGAAGGCGGGAAUUCAGGCAACGCUGAAUGCGCGGACGUCGAUUUUGGCGGCCGCGAAUCCGGUUGGGGGACGGUAUAAUCGGAAGACGACGUUGAGGGCGAAUAUCAAUAUGUCGGCGCCGAUUAUGUCACGCUUCGACCUGUUCUUUGUGAUUCUGGAUGAGUGUAAUGAGCAGGUGGAUCGUCAUCUGGCAGAGCACAUCGUCGCAAUCCACCAGCACAGGGAUAACGCCGUGCAACCUGAGUUCUCGACGGAACAACUGCAGCGGUACAUCCGCUUUGCGCGAACCUUCCGCCCCGAAUUCACCGACGAGGCUAAAGAAGUCCUCGUGCAGCGGUACAAGGACUUGCGCGCGGACGAUGCCCAAGGGGGUGCGGGGCGGAAUAGCUACCGGAUUACUGUGCGCCAGCUGGAGAGUAUGAUCCGCCUGAGCGAGGCGAUAGCCAAGGCCAACUGUGUCGAGGAUAUCACGCCAGAAUUUGUCAACGAGGCGUAUCAUUUGUUGAGGCAGAGUAUUAUCUCUGUCGAGCACGACGAUGUGGAAGUUGAAGACGAGGAGCCUGAAGACUCUCAAGACGCCCUCCGGCAGGCAGCUGCCGCCGCGGCCGGCGAGGCGCCUAUUACGGACGGGGAUGGCGACCAGGCGAUGGCGGAUGAGCCGCCUGCUCAGACCGAGGGUCAACAGCGGCAGAGCAAGAAGCAGACGAUUUCGUACGACAAGUACAUCAGCAUGGUGAACGUGCUGGUGCAGCGGGUGGCAGAGGACGAGGCCUCAGGGGCAGGAGAGGGUGUCGAGGCGGAUGCGCUAGUCGAGUGGUACCUUGAGCAGAAGGAGAGUGAGAUUCAAAGUGAGGAGGAGUACCAUGCAGAGAAAGCUCUGGCAAGGAAGGUUUUGAAGAAGAUGGUCAAGGACAAGGCUAACAGCAGCCAGGACAACAUUCUCAUGGAGAUCCGUGGUCAGGGAAUGACGGCCGACGACGAGGACAAUGCAGGCGAAGGCAGCUCGGCGCAGGCGCAGAAGGUGGUGUAUGUGCUGCAUCCCAACUGUGCCGUCGAGGAGUUUUAA